This is a messenger RNA of Paramecium sonneborni, 174 nucleotides long. The record is from the annotation of a GenBank genome assembly. NCBI's taxonomy places the organism in Eukaryota, Ciliophora, Oligohymenophorea, Peniculida, Parameciidae.
AUGAUUCCAAAUAGAAUUGCUCAUAUUAAAUAGUAAUUAUCAAUUAGUUCAUUAAAGGCAUAAGAAUAUAAAUAAAAUAAUCCUGAAAUGAAAAUAUUUAGGACCUAUUGCAAAGAAAAUAAAAUGCAAAAUAAGUUAUUAGAUCAUUAAAUAAAGGUGAUAAAACUGAGAUGA